AUGGCGACGAAUAUCGGCAUAAUGGACAGUGCUUAUUUUGUCGGCAGGAACGAGAUUCUGAGUUGGAUCAACAAUAGACUCCAGCUCAAUCUCUCACGCAUUGAGGAGGCUGCAUCUGGCGCUGUGCAGUGCCAGAUGAUGGAUGUUACGCAUCAAGGUGUUGUUCCGAUGCAUAAGGUUAACUUUGAUGCAAAGACGGAGUAUGAUAAGAUCCAGAAUUACAAAGUUCUGCAGGAGGUUUUCAACAAGCUGAAAAUUGAGAAGCAUAUUGAAGUUAGCAGGCUUGUUAAAGGCAGGCCUUUGGACAACUUGGAGUUCCUCCAGUGGCUGAAACGUUACUGUGAUUCUGUGAAUGGGGGCAUUAUGAAUGAGAACUAUAAUCCUGUGGAGAGAAGAAAUAAGGUCGGAAAGGACCGAAAUCUGAAAUGUUCUAUGAAGAAAUCAAAAUCCAUGCAAACUAAUAUUAUAAAUAACUCAGGCUCAGGCAACACACUUGGUCCUAAUAGAACCUCUGGUGGGGCCAAUUCUUCAGCAGAGAUUCAGUCUUUGUCCAAAGAGAUUACUGGUCUCAAAUUAGCAGUGGAAGUCCUUGAAAAGGAGAGAGACUUUUACUUUGCAAAACUACGGGAUAUAGAAAUUAUUUGUCAGACUCCAGAAGUGGAGAAUAUCUGUAUCACUGUAGCAAUUAAGAAGAUUUUAUAUGCCAAUGAUACAAAGGAAUCAGCGCUGGAUGAUGCUCAAGAUUAUCUUAACCAAACUAUGAAUACUGUAGAAGCUCAAGAUUAUCAUGGUCAAAUUAUUGAUGCUAUUGAAGUUGAAGCAGAAAUUGAAGCCGAUUCCCAAAACUAA
Molecule: messenger RNA, 849 nt
Organism: Lathyrus sativus (Indian pea)
Lineage: Eukaryota; Viridiplantae; Streptophyta; Magnoliopsida; Fabales; Fabaceae
Source: the annotation of a GenBank genome assembly